AUGGCCGACCCCGAUUUCGAUAUCGACUUCUACGGCGAUGCCGAUGCCGAUGCCAAUGAACAGCCCCAGCAAGAAGAGCGGCGCCAAAGCGGCGAUCAUAUGCGGGACGACUAUGACUAUCAUGGCCAGGGCGAGAGACGGGGAGACAAUGAACACGAAGACGAUCGCCGCUAUGACGGCAACCGAAGCGAUAACGCCGAACACUCUUCACAUCAACAUGGCGUUAAGAGAAAGUCAGAGGAGCAAGAGGCAGAUGACAGACCCAUCGAUAACGGUGCUACGGCAGCUAUAAUGAUCUCAGAGCUUAGCUGGUGGACCACCGACGAUGAUAUCAGAGGCUGGCUUCGAAGAGCUGGCUGCGAAAAGGAGAUUAAAGAGCUCACUUUCAGCGAGCAUAAAGUCAACGGAAAGAGCAAAGGACAAGCCUAUAUCGAGUUUCAAACUCGCCAAGGAUCCACCUCUGCGAAGCGCUACAUCGAUUCUGUCUCGGCAGACAUAGUACAACCCGGCCAGAAACAAAUAACUAUUUCUUACUGGAACCCCGGCGUCAACCCCUUCAGAACGCUACCCAAAGAUGCUCCAACCCGCGUCAAAGAGCAGCCUCGGGCCGCCCCCUCUGGAUCCUACAAUGAUCGCGGCAGCUAUGGAGGUUUCCGUGGUCGAGGUGGCAUGGGCGGAAAUCGAGGCGGCAUGAACCCCGGUUUCAACCGCAACUACGGCGGAAACAUGGGCUAUAACAAUAACAACAUGGGAGGCAGCGGUUUUAACGGACCAAUGGGCGGCGGCGGCGGCGGCGGCGGCGGCGGAGGUGGCUCUCACUACCUUUUCAGCGGUCGAGGUGGCCCUUCAGGGAUGAUGAGAGGCGGCCAGCCUGUAAUGCGUGGCAGAGGCGGAGGAGGCGGCGGUAUGAUGGGUAUGAACCCCAUGGGAGGUAUGGGCAUGGGAAUGCCCGGCAACAUGGGCAUGGGCAUGAUGCAAGGUAUGAAAGCUGUCACUUUACGCCACCCCAAUCCACAGAUCACAAUCCGUCAAACGGCAUCGGUUACAGGCUAG
This is a messenger RNA of Trichoderma asperellum CBS 433.97, 1053 nucleotides long. RefSeq lists its product as uncharacterized. Gene Ontology annotation, cellular component: mRNA cleavage and polyadenylation specificity factor complex. Gene Ontology annotation, biological process: mRNA alternative polyadenylation. Gene Ontology annotation, molecular function: mRNA binding. The record is from RefSeq and is a predicted model, not a curated record. NCBI's taxonomy places the organism in Eukaryota, Fungi, Ascomycota, Sordariomycetes, Hypocreales, Hypocreaceae.